CCCUCAAGGGCCCCGGCCUUCCGAGCCGCAGCUGCCGCCCCGCCCCCGAGAGACAUGACUUCCAAGCCGCAUUCCGACUGGAUUCCCUACAGUGUCUUAGAUGAUGAGGGCAGCAACCUGCGGCAGCAGAAGCUUGACCGGCAGCGGGCCCUGCUGGAGCAGAAGCAGAAAAAGAAGCGCCAGGAGCCCCUGAUGGUGCAGGCCAAUGCCGACGGGCGGCCCCGGAGCCGGCGGGCCCGGCAGUCGGAGGAGCAGGCCCCCCUGGUGGAGUCCUACCUCAGCGGCAGCACCAGCUACCAAGUUCAAGAGGCCGACUCGCUUGCCAGUGUGCCCCUGGGAGCUGCUCACCCCACAGCACCAGCCUCAGCCAAGAGAACCAAGGCGGCCGCCGCGGCGGGGGGCCAGGGCGGGGCCUCUAGGAAGGAGAAGAAGGGGAAGCACAAAGGCUCCGGCGGGUCAGCAGCAUCGGCUGAAGACAAGUCUGAGGCCCGAGGCCCUGUGCAGAUCCUGACUGUGGGCCAGUCCGACCAGGCCCGGGACGCGGGGGAGACGGCCGCAGGUGGCGGCGCACAGCCCGGCGGGCAGGACAUCCAUGCCACGAUGCAGAGGAAGGGCAUCUCCAGCAGCAUGAGCUUCGAAGAGGAAGAGGAGGAUGAGGACGAGAACAGCUCUAGCUCCUCCCAGCUCAACAGCAACACCCGCCCCAGCUCUGCCACAAGCAGGAAGUCCACCAGGGAGGCAGCCUCGGCCCCCAGCCCCACAGCCCCCGAGCCAUCAGUGGAUGUUGAGGUCCAGGAUCUCGAAGAGUUUGCCCUGAGGCCAGCCCCCCAGGGGAUCACCAUCAAGUGCCGCAUCACACGGGACAAGAAGGGCAUGGACCGGGGCAUGUACCCCACCUACUUCUUGCACCUGGACCGCGAGGAUGGGAAGAAGGUGUUCCUCCUGGCGGGAAGGAAGAGAAAGAAGAGUAAAACUUCCAAUUACCUCAUCUCCGUGGACCCUACUGACCUGUCUAGAGGAGGGGACAGCUACAUCGGAAAACUGCGGUCCAACCUCAUGGGCACCAAGUUCACCGUUUAUGAUAAUGGAGUCAACCCUCAGAAAGCAUCAGCCUCUACUUUGGAAAGUGGAACCUUGCGUCAGGAGCUGGCUGCUGUCUGCUACGAGACAAACGUCCUAGGUUUUAAGGGGCCACGGAAGAUGAGUGUGAUUGUCCCGGGAAUGACCAUGGUUCACGAGAGAGUCUCUAUCCGGCCCCGCAACGAGCAUGAGACGCUGCUAGCGCGCUGGCAGAACAAGAACACUGAGAGUAUCAUCGAGCUGCAAAACAAGACGCCCGUCUGGAACGAUGACACGCAGUCCUAUGUACUCAACUUCCAUGGGCGCGUCACUCAGGCCUCAGUGAAGAACUUCCAGAUCAUCCACGGCAAUGACCCGGACUACAUCGUGAUGCAGUUUGGCCGCGUAGCAGAGGACGUGUUCACCAUGGAUUACAACUACCCGUUGUGCGCGCUGCAGGCCUUUGCCAUUGCCCUGUCCAGCUUCGACAGCAAGCUGGCCUGCGAGUAGCGGCUGCUUCGUGCCCUCUGGGGUUGCCCAGCCUGGAGUGGAGCCGCCUGCCUGCCUGUGGAGCAGCCCCACCGACCCCCUGUACAUAGGCCCCCUGCCAGGUGAACCUUUGGCUCGGUGGGCCCCCAGGCUCAGCCAUCCGGGAAGUGGCUCCUCUGCCUUUGCUGCUGAGGCAGAGGAGUGGGGGGCAUGCGGGGACCAACGCAAAUCCUUCCUGUGCCCCCACUCUCGGGUUAGUAUCCUGCUGCAGUCGUGUUUGCCAAGCGGAGCAGCCUCUUCAGCCGGGGAGGUGGGAAGAGGUGCGGGGGGAGAGGAAGCACAAGGCAGGGCUGCCGCGGCCCAGCGUCCACUCAGCCCGGAGUCAGAUGACCACGAGGCCCCAGCAGUGCGGGGCUCGGUGAGUGUGUGUGUGUGAGAGAGUAUGUGUGAGUGUUGGGGCACGUCAGCUUUACAUAGCACAGGCUUGGGUAGCUGAGCCUGGUCCUUAACUGAAGAAAGUCCUCGAGCAUCAGCUGGCCUCUGCCAGGCCUGGGAGGAAUUGGGGUGGAAACGUGAGGGGGGCAGGACCCUGUCAGGGUUGCAGGGCCCGGCUGUGGCUGUGGGAAUUGGCUGGCGGCCUGGGGUUGGGGCUCAUUUGAUUUCUCUAGGAUUUCUUAGUGUGCGCAGAGGUGGCAGGAGGCCGGCCCCCAAGGCCAAACGUCUUAGCAGGUAGGGCCUGUAGGAUCCAUACAGGCUGAGCAUACCGGUGGCACGUGGGCCAGGGCUGUCCAGCAGCCCUGUCGGCUGACCCAGGGAACCCCAGGAUGCCAGCCCCAGACUGCACACAGGUAGGUGUGCCUGGGGCUCCUGCCUGGCUACAGCUCCCUGCAGUCAGCCUAGGCUGUGGCCACUGAGGGCGUGUGUGUAGUUGUGAGCUGGGACUAGGAAAGGGUGAGGAGAGAGGGAGGCAUGUUAGAACCACAAGGGAUCAGAGGUGGCAGGACCGACCCUUAGAGAUCACCCAGAAGAUGGACUUGCCUGGGGUCACCUGGCUGGUUAAGGGCAGAAUUUGGAUUUCAGUUCCCUUCAUUUCCUUGUUCCCACCAUCCCCCCAAAAAAACUCUCUCUGGCCUUCCUGGGGCGCAGUGUGCAUUCUCACGCACCUGGUUCCAGACUUAGAAAUGUCAAGAGGUGGUGAAAUUGAGACCUUUUCAGUGGGAAACCGGGCAGUUCCCUGCUGAAAGCUGUCUGGAUUUUGCAUGUCCAUCUGACCAGGACUGGCCUGUCUGGCUCCCCCCACCCUGAGGGCAGGCUUUAGCAAGGCUGCUGCCCAGUUUUCUAUCCAGGUGUGACAGGUGGUUGUGAGUGGCCUGACCUCUCCCUCUGCCGCCCUCCCCCUCGGAUGGCACCAUCCACGCUGCAGACUUGGGAACGCUUGCGUAUGUGUCAUUCACCCUGACAGAGGCUGCCGGCCCAGAUGGAGAUCAGAAAUCAGUGGGAAGCAAGCGAGAGUCAUUCCUCACUUCAGAGUAGAUGGAUGUCCUUGGAAAGACUACACAGAAGUUGGGUUUUUUAAAAGUCAUACUUCAAACAUGUUAGCAAGGCCCUGAGUGAGGUGGUGCAGCUGUUUGACUUCAGUGGAACUAGGCUGUUCUCAUUUCCUGGGAAUCUAGGUUUUCACCUGUUGAGUGCUUAAAGCGAGGCCUCCUGUCCUAGCAGGGACCUGGCCACACCUGGGGCUUCCGUCUCUGGUGGUUAACAUCGUCUGGUAUCUAGACCACUCUGACUUGGGACCUUCUUGAGGGCGCUGGAAUUUUCUGUCCUGGAGCAGGUCCACUUCCCAGGGAAAUAUUGUGCUGUCCUCCUUUCCAUAGUCCCAAUUUGGCUCUUCCUGUCUUGACUUUUGAGAAGAGAGACCUACUGACAUUUGGAAUGACAGAAGCUAGAUGACCUCGAACGUCUAGUCAAGCUGUUUCUCUGGGUCAGUGAUUUUAAGGUAGAAAGGUUGAUCCUGGAUCUUUGAGAGAGGGAGGAUCCUGGUGGCAGCGUGGAGAAUUCAUCAGACAUACAAUGGAAAAUGUGUCUCCUGCUCACUCCUCUAGUACACAGAGGAUGGGUUGAUGAGUGUUUCAUUAGGGUCAGGAGUGUGGCCUGAGAGUUCCAGCCUGGCAGUGGCAGAGGAUAGUUCAAUGACAAAACCCUCUGUUAGGUACUGAGUGACAGGCAAGAGUACUGAUCACCUGCUGGAGACCCAGCCUGGCAAGGUCUUUUUUAAGACCCCAUUCUGGGUGAUGCUGGUUUUCCUUAGCCAUGGGCCCAGACUCCUAAAGCUGCUGGGACCCCUGCAGACCACUUGGGCUCAGUCUCUCCCCCACAGUAAGAGUCCUUGCCCUUCGUACCCACUACCGAUGGUCCUUGGUUGGGCAGGGAACUUGGUGAUGGAACAAGCAUGCCCCAAGGGCGUUGGGUAGCUGGGGCCUUAGGCAGCUCCUCCUGGGGCCACACCCCAUCUCUUGCCCCACACAGUUCUGCAGAGCAGUAAGGUUCACAUCCCUAACUCCUCCAGUCCUGGCUUUUCUUUCCUUAUGGCUCUAAGGUGCUCUGUGUCUGUCUCUUUGUGUGUAUUUGGGGCCAAGGGCAAUCGGUGAACAAUCAAUUAAGGUUUCCUAUUAUGAUCAUAUUUCUGUGGAUGAAUAGGAAAGGAAUGAGGAUGUAGCUAUGAUCACCUGUGGAUUUUGUUCAUUCAUUUCAUGCCCUUUGAUCAGAAAGCGUACCUGGGGAAGUACCAACUCCUUCUCCAGAGGUUCUGCUUGGGAAGACACUAUCCAAAAAAGUGUAGUUCUUCAGUUUCCACUCUGCAUUACCUGGAGAAAUUGGUGUGUUGCACGCAUGUUUUGGAUGAAUUUGAACUUAUUGUAGUUGAAUGUGCCUUAAAAAUCAUGACACUAAUUCAGAACGAGCAUGUGAGGUCCAGACCCAUGCUGAGGACAGGUGUUAGAAGCCAGGGAGUGUUACUGUCACAGGCUAGAAGAGAACCUUUGGGGCCCGCCUCCUGCAGUGACAAGAAGGAACAAAACUGUAGAAGCAGAUGUCUUUUUUUUUUGCUCUAGAAAUAGUGGGGCAUUUACCUCAAAAUGAAUUUACCAUAUAUUCAGAGGUAGUUCUGAACUUAACCAGCCACAGUGAUGAUUUCAAACUAAGAUGCCUGUGCUUUCCUUACAGCAAGUGAGGGGGGUGGGUCCACGGCUCUGUUAAUGCAAGCACAAAUUCCGUCUCCAGGGUGGGGUCUCUGGCUUUCCCAGUUCCUGUGGGAACACUGGCCUUCCCUUCUCUACAGUUCUUUACCCCAGCUGAGAUAGCUCUGUGACCUCAGGAUGCCAGGGGGCGCUCAGAGCACAUGUUUCCAGAGAGCUGAAGGAGGCUGCUUGCUUUGGUGCCCAGCACUGAGGGGGGCCUGACUCCUUGGCACUCAGGGCCCAGUGCCGGAUCCCUACACUGCCCUGGGCCCUGGCCUGUAUAACUGGAGCGGCCCCCAGAACAGGCCAAACUAUGGGCUCUUGUUUUUGAGUUUAUUGGUCAUCUGUCCUUCCAUGCCUCUAGUUGCAAUUUUUUUUCAUCUCAGGAUAUGGGGGGAAAAGUCCAACAGAAGUUAUGGGACAGGUUUGGUUUUUUAAUUUUCCAACCAAGUUGAGAAGCAAGUUGGUCUUACAGAAAGCACUACUGCACUUAGUAAUCAAGUGAUUUUGAGCAAACCAUGUGAUUUUUCUAGAUCUGUUUUCUCACAGAAUAAGGUUAGACUGUCAUAGCUUGUGGUAGGAUUCGGGGUGAAUGAAAGUUGAUCCUUGCUCAUCACUUUCUGGCUCAUCACUGUGCCUUUUUUCUUUCCUGAGAAAGAUGUCACACCUUUUUCCUCUUCUGUUCUCUUGUCCCUCCCUGCUUCCCUCUCAAGAUCCAGGCAGAGCUGGAAAUUAGGCUGAGAUCCAGAGUUUCCUAGAGAGUAACAGAGUGACUUAGAAAGGGAAGCCCAACUCUGGCCUCUUUAGUCCUGCAUUUGGUGACAAAGGGGACUUAGAAUGGUGAUACUUCUCUUGCUGAGAGCAUACAUUUAGCCAGUUUGCAUAAUGCCUAGAAUGUGUAUGUCUGUUUGCACAAGAUUGUCUUUUCCUAUUUUGGAGUGGUCAGACAUUUUAUUUUUGUUCAAAAUUAUCGAGUUUUAGACAAACUUGCAAAACUGUGCUUUUAUUAAGUGAUUUUUUGAAUAAACUCUUUGGUAUUCUG
Molecule: messenger RNA, 5826 nt
Organism: Dama dama (fallow deer)
Lineage: Eukaryota; Metazoa; Chordata; Mammalia; Artiodactyla; Cervidae
Gene: TUB
Product: TUB bipartite transcription factor
Exons: 12
Coding region: 55-1569 (504 amino acids)
Biological process (GO): protein localization to cilium
Cellular component (GO): cilium
Source: RefSeq, a predicted model, not a curated record